Molecule: messenger RNA, 2013 nt
Organism: Lentinula edodes (shiitake mushroom)
Lineage: Eukaryota; Fungi; Basidiomycota; Agaricomycetes; Agaricales; Omphalotaceae
Product: natural resistance-associated macrophage protein-domain-containing protein
Exons: 9
Coding region: 1-2013 (670 amino acids)
Biological process (GO): iron ion transport; intracellular manganese ion homeostasis
Cellular component (GO): membrane
Molecular function (GO): cadmium ion transmembrane transporter activity; manganese ion transmembrane transporter activity
Source: RefSeq, a predicted model, not a curated record
AUGUCUCACCAUCACGACGACCCUCCUAAAUCCAAUUGGACGCAGAAAUUCCUCAGCGCCAGCAGCGUCGUUGUCCAUCAUGUUCGCAAACACGUCGGAGUUGGGCUGGUCUGUUCCAUCGCAUACUUUGAUCCAGGAAAUUGGGGAGUUGACCUACAGGCCGGGUCGACGUACGGCUAUCGUUUACUUUUCGUCGUGUUAGUAGCAGGGUUGAUAGCGGUUAUUCUGCAGGUUCUCGCAACUAGACUUGGUUGUGUAACCGGUUUAGGCGAGUUGACUCGCUGUCCAUUAUCUUUUCAUUCUGGACACAUCUCACUAUUUUUUCACAUAGACCUUGCAUCGCACUGCCGCUUACUUUUACAUUCGCACCCCAAAUACCCCCGACUAGUACGGUGGAUUGCGCUCUAUCCUCUAUACGUCCUUGCAGAAGUUGCCAUCAUCUCAACUGAUCUCGCAGAACUACUUGGUUCCGCCAUGGCGCUCUGUAUGCUAUUCCCAAAACUCCAAUUAUGGCAAGGUGUCCUCAUCACGGCGGGUGAUGUUAUUUUCCUUCUCGCAUUGAAAGACCCCCUACGUGGUCGUCCGGUACGGGCGUUCGAACUAGCAAUGGCCUUUUUGGUGUUAGCAGUUUUAACAUGCAUGUGUAUCAUUAUCUCUCGGGUCCAUGUUGAAUGGAACCACGCAUUCCAAGGAUACUUACCAUCCAAAUACAUUUUUCCCAACGGCGCGUUUUACACUUCUGUCGGUAUUCUCGGCGCAACGGUAAUGCCCCACAGCCUAUUUCUUGGCUCAGCUCUUGCCACACAGGACAGGGACUCAUCCACAAAAUCACAAUACCCCUCCCGUUCAAUCGAUUCGAGCAUAUCUUCAACAUCCACCGUUUUCUCGGCUCGCGAUUCCCCUGAAACUAGUGCCCCUAAGGAAACGCCCGAGGGUGGCUUGCGAACGCGCGGCAAAUCUCACACCUCUAUAUCGCGCAUUAUUCAACCGUUCCGGUUGAUACUUGCACAAGUGUUCCGGACGCACCCUGAAACCACGUACGGGGCGAAAUACCACAUUAAGCGACAUGAGGACUGGGAGAAUAACAGCUUCGAUUUCGUGAAAAGACAUCUGUACCAUGGAAUCGUGGAUAUGACUGGGAGUUUGCUGGGGUUUGCCGUGGUCAUUAAUAGCAUGAUUCUCAUUCUGUCCAGUGCGGUUUUUUUCUCUGGAAAUGGAUCAGGCCAAACCCAGCGCGCGGCGGGGCUAUUUGAUGCUUACGAUUUGAUUAGGAGUGCUGUCGGGCGAAGUGCUGCUACACUAUUUGCCAUUGCCCUUCUAGCCGCUGGACAGAGUUCAUCUCUGAUUGCUACCAUCGCAGGUCAAGCUGUAGCUGAAGGCUUUUUGAGAUGGAGAGUUUCGCCAAUCAUCCGUCGACUCUUCACACGAAUAAUCGCUAUUAUACCUUCCAUGGCCGUUGCAAUCGCUUUCGGGCGGCCAGGUAUAAAUGCUCUACUCGUGAUCUCGCAAGUCAUCCUAUCGAUUGUUCUCCCAUUCAUCACUUUACCUCUGCUUUAUCUCACAUCGUCGAAGAAAUUUAUGAGCGUGGAACGUCCUUGUAGCUGUUGUCCCACCAAUUCUUCCCCCGAAAUGAUCCCUGCUGACUUGGAACGAGUACCUAGCCAUCCCCACGAGUUCAGCGGUAAUUCGGAUGCUCCCUGUCAUGAUCUUGAGGAAGGGUAUCAUUCUGAUCCUUCUAUUGAAGACUCUGAUAAAUCAUCCCAUCCAAUUGCACCUUCAUCUGACCUCUGCUGGAUUGCAUCCAAUACUACAAAAAGUUGCGAAAUCGUAGUUAAUGCUACUGCGAAUGUAGACACGUCCGCAGUGGUGAUAGAAGCGCACCGCUGCCAUGGAACACAAAUAGACUACAGCAACAACAUGUUCAUCACCUUCCUGCUUUGCGGUGUGUGGAUAGUGAUUGCAGCUGCCAAUGUUUACGCCAUUGUGGCACUUGCUAUGGGACAGAGCUCAUAA